Messenger RNA from Maudiozyma saulgeensis, 645 nucleotides. The record is from the annotation of a GenBank genome assembly. Lineage: Eukaryota; Fungi; Ascomycota; Saccharomycetes; Saccharomycetales; Saccharomycetaceae.
AUGGAAGGUGUAAACAGUCAAACUGAUACAGAAUUUGAUGAUAUUUCUUCAUUCUCCUCAGUAGAUUCUUACAAGCCUGAACCUUUUACAGGUGUAGACAGUGACAUUAAGAAAGACGAUACUAACAAUGAUUUGGUAAGAAAUGAUACCGUAUUAACUAGUAGACAUACCGAUGAAUCUCAUAAUAUGGAUAGAACAGGAAGUCGAGAUCAUUCUGAUGUACAUUCAAAGGCAAGUAAUACUACAUUGAAAAAAUUAGAUUCAAAUGCUGUAGAAAGAGUAGUAACACAUAACGCCCUUAACGAUCACUCCGAAACUGUAGAUUCAUUAAGGGCAAAAGGUGAAGAGUUUGACAAAGCUGGUCUCCCUGAUAUUAAUUCUCCAAUUACACAUGCUUCAGAGGAGGCUAGAUUCCCAGAAGAAUAUGCUAUCGAAACAGAUACUGGUUUAGUAAAAAUGAAAACUAUAGAAACAUUGAAGAGAGAGGACACUAGGGUUUCUAAAGGUAGUAAAAAGGAAGAAGGACAAAGUGAAGCAGCUAAGAUGGAAGCAGCUGUUGAAAGAAAUCGUAAAGAUAUCGAGAAAUAUCAAAAACAUAAGAAAGAAAAAGGUGUUAAAGGGUUUUUCCAUAGGAUGUUUGAUUAA